Prunus persica (peach) is the source of this 1508-nucleotide messenger RNA. RefSeq names its product SEC14 cytosolic factor. The record is from RefSeq and is a predicted model, not a curated record. Bases 291 to 1304 code for a protein of 337 amino acids. NCBI's taxonomy places the organism in Eukaryota, Viridiplantae, Streptophyta, Magnoliopsida, Rosales, Rosaceae. The transcript is spliced from 11 exons.
AGAAAAGCACCAGAGUUUUGAAAGGGACACCCCACCACCGCUCUCUGUAUCUCUCCAAAGUUUUCUCUACCUUUAAACUUCUCUCUUUCUUUCUCCCUAGAUUUUGGUGAAUCAGUUCAAGUUUUGUAAUCUAGAGCACUGAAAAGCGAGGGGAGAGAGAGAGAGAGAGAGAGAGAGAGAGAGAGAAUCAGAGUGAAAGUGGUGCAAACCCAGUUUUGUAUUUUUUAAUAUUGUUCAGCUAAAUUUGCGGUCUUAUUGUUUCGAUCACUGUAAAGGAACAGGAAGAGAAAAUGGGUAUUGCCAAUAAGGAGGCGAUCAAGCAGUUUCAGUUGUUAAUGGAAGAAGUUGAUGAGCCAUUGAAGAAUACAUUUGAGAAUGUGCACCAGGGAUAUCCAGAUGAGACAUUUGUGCGUUUUCUUAAAGCUAGGGACGGGAAUGUUGGAAAAGCCCAUAAAAUGCUGAUUGACUGUUUACAAUGGAGGAUCCAAAGUGAAAUUGACAAUAUAUUGGCGAAACCAAUUAUCCCUACUGAUUUGUACAGAGCAGUGCGAGAUUCUCAGCUUGUGGGGUUGUCAGGUUACUCAAAAGAGGGUCUUCCUGUCAUUGCUGUUGGUCUGGGGCUCAGCACAUUUGACAAAGCUUCUGUAAAUUACUAUGUCCAAUCACACAUCCAAAUGAAUGAAUACAGAGAUCGUGUUGUUUUACCUUCCGCAACAAAGAAGUAUGGACAAUAUAUUGGAACAUGUGUGAAGGUUUUGGAUAUGACUGGUUUAAGGCUCUCAGCACUUAACCAGAUAAAGCUUUUGACUGUUAUCUCUACAAUAGAUGACUUAAACUAUCCAGAGAAGACAGAUACAUACUAUGUUGUCAAUGUCCCGUACAUAUUUUCAGCAUGUUGGAAGGUGGUCAAGCCUCUUUUGCAAGAAAGGACGAGGAGGAAAAUCCAAGUUCUUCAAGGCUGUGGGAGAGAUGAGUUACUGAAAAUCAUGGAUUAUGCAUCCCUCCCACAUUUUUGUAGAAAAGAGGGCUCUGGGUCAUCUCGGCAUUCGGAGAAUGGACAUACUAACAAUUGUUUCUCCUUCGACCAUCCUUUCCAUCAAGAGCUCUACAAUUUUGUCAAGCAACAAGCUGUCCUUAGAGAGUCUGUUGCACCACUCAAGCAGGGAUCCUUCCAUGUUAAUUUCCCCGAGACAGACCACGAAGGUGCAGAGAUUGCAAAGACCAUAGAAACUGAGUUCCACAAGUUUGGAAAUCAAAAUGGGCUCACCAAGUCACUAAAUGGCCUAAGAGUCAACGCUGCUUGAAAUUUUUAAUUGUAGUUAUUAGCAUCUAUAGCCUACAUUACAUUGUACCUAACACUUCCUUUGCUAUGAGGCAGGAAUGUUGUUAUCAAAUUAACUCUAUGUAUAAGUGUAUGCUUGCAUCAGCUCGAUGCAGAUUUUUUAGGACAAUGUAAUCUGGUGUACGUUUAAAAAUACCACCGUGGAAUCGAGUCUUUGUAGCGAGCA